AUGCGAUAUUGCACCAACAUUCAUUUGAUAAUUACUGUCAUUUAUUGUAUAUCAAUUUCUGAAGUGUAUAUGUUACGGCGACAUAUGCAUAAUCAUGAUGUUGAUGAAAUACCAUUAGAGAUUAAUCAUGAUGAUUAUAAACUUGGAAAACUUUUAUCAUUACGAACAGAUGAUAUGAUAACUGAGAGAGAUAGCGUUAUCAAUAUUCGAAAAGGUGAUCAUUUAACGCUUAAUUCAGAUGGUCGCUGA
This is a messenger RNA of Brugia malayi, 249 nucleotides long. RefSeq lists its product as uncharacterized. The transcript is spliced from 3 exons. The record is from RefSeq and is a predicted model, not a curated record. The coding region runs from base 1 to 249 and encodes 82 amino acids. NCBI's taxonomy places the organism in Eukaryota, Metazoa, Nematoda, Chromadorea, Rhabditida, Onchocercidae.